Tigriopus californicus is the source of this 1112-nucleotide messenger RNA. RefSeq lists its product as uncharacterized. Gene Ontology annotation, cellular component: extracellular region. Gene Ontology annotation, molecular function: protein binding. Gene Ontology annotation, biological process: proteolysis. The record is from RefSeq and is a predicted model, not a curated record. The transcript is spliced from 5 exons. The coding region runs from base 139 to 1044 and encodes 301 amino acids. NCBI's taxonomy places the organism in Eukaryota, Metazoa, Arthropoda, Copepoda, Harpacticoida, Harpacticidae.
UCAGGCUUGAAUGAGGAGCCCUGAGGAACUGUAUAUCAAAGUCAAGGGUCCUUCAGAGACGUAAGUUACGUGCAUGGUGUGACGAGAUACGGUCGUCAAGAUUCACUUUUAUUGCCAUUCUCAAACGAGCUUGACGAGAUGAGAUGUUCCUCAGGGUUCAAUUCUAUCACCCUUUUGUCCGUGACGAGAUCACUUCAAUCGUUGAGCACGACAUCGGAUUUCAGUGCAAACAUGGUGCCCCUCCUUCCAAUGGUGAUCUGUCUUUUUCAACUGGCUCGUGGUGAUCGCGGUGAUGUCAAUGCCACGCAAGACGAGCUCAGCCCUCGCUAUGUCCGACGAGCCCAGGUACCUUGUCCUCAAAGCUGUCCUUUCCAAGGUGGUUUUUAUAGCUUGGCAUUCAAUGGCGACCAAUUGAGCUCUUUGGUCGAUUUUCAUUCGGCCGCCACAUGUCAAAGCGAAUGUCAGCAAAACGUGGCUUGUGUCGGGUUCUCGUUUUACAACGAGCGAUGUGUGAUGUUCAGGACAAUCACUUCCUAUCUCAUCGUCCGGAAGUGUAUUUCCGGAUUGAACUCCUGGUCCUCUGUAGCCGUUGAGAAUGGUCUAGCCCAAAGGAUCUCCCAUCCCAAUUGCAUGCUCCGAGGGACAAGCUACAAAGGUACUAUUCUAUCCGGAGGGGUGCUUCAUCAAACCAGAGACGACAUCACAACAGCCUUUGAAUGCCAAUGGGAGUGUCAGAAACAAGCCGGUUGUUGGUAUUUCACCAAAGAUCCGAACUUCUGUUAUUUAAUGUCGGACCAAGGCCACGUGGCCAAAGCCAUGGGCUCACGAUCAGGACCCAAAUUCUGCGGACAAGAGCCUCCAACCCCGAUGACCUUGCCGCCCACAACCAUGAAAAUGGAGCCGAUAACCAAACCCAAACCCGUCAUCGUCACACCCGCUCAACCGCAACGGCGAAGUUCCAUUCCUUGGCGGGUGAAGGCCGCUCAAUACGAAGGCGGGAGCAAUUGGCGAGAGCUGGUCAAGAAGUUCCCAUGGGAGUGGUGAUUGCGAUUUUGUGAAGUUGUUUGGGCGUAGGGGGACGAAAUAUAUUUCUUACAACCCUUUUGCAAUAA